AUGUUGCGAACGCUAGCCGCCACCCGACGGGUCCACACCCUGGAUACCAUCAGUCCUCAUCACUACAUCACCCAGGGGUUUUUGUCCGAGAUAAAUAAGCUGGAAAUCGCGUCCAACAUCAAGAACUUGGGCCCAUACCCGACGUACUCCGACGUGCUUAACCCUCAGCAUUUUUAUCAGAACGAAGUGUUGAUGAAAUACGCCAAUGAAAAACCUCACCCAGUGCUGCUUCGACAGUUGGCCGGGUACGGGAAAACGUUGACCAAGCAGAAAGUGCUUUCGUCGGCGAACUUUGUGCGGAUCGAGAUCCCCAUCCGGCUUGCCCUCCGCAUCCAGGACCUCCAGCUGUUACCCUUUGGCGUCGUUAAUAACUACCAUAUCCAGAAGGUGUACGAGCUGUACUAUACCACAUUCAACUCGUUCCGGCGGCAACCACCCAUCACUCUGAUCGCCGAUAACGCCAAAGCGUGCCGCAAAAUGCUGCAGAUGUUGGAUGACCACGUCUACAACUUACCCCAUCUCAUGAUGGGCGCAUUGGAGGUGAGUUUGCAUACCAAUGUCGGUCCGGAAGAAUUGGACCCGUUCAUGUCGCGGAUCCUCAGGCUGCGAAUCCUGAGACGGCUCAUUGUUGAGGAGCACUUGAGUCUCUCGGCAAUCUACGAAAACGAGCCGUAUGCUCGUAAGUCGGCAGACUAUAUUGGCGAGAUCUUUGACGAAUGUAACGCUGCCUACCACUUGAAGUAUGUCACCGACUUGAUCAAAACCACCAUCGACUACCCUAUCGACCUCUUACCUGACCUCGAGAUUGACGGUGACACCACUACCACCUUCCCCUUCAUCGUGCCUCAUUUACAUUACAUGUUGGGUGAAAUCGUGCGUAAUUCGCUCCAGGCUACGGUGAGAACUCAUGGCCAAGGCACGCCGCUGAAAUUGCCUCCAAUCAAAGUUAGUAUCAUUAAUGGCACCAAGGACAUCAUUAUUCGCAUCAGUGACCAAGGGGGAGGUAUGAGUCAGGAACAACUCAACAAGGUGUGGUCAUUCCAUAAAGACCCCGAUGUUGCUCGUCAAAGUCUCAUGAGUUUCCACCAGAUCCCGGGAUUACAGAUCUACUCCAACUUGAAAAAUGACCAGGAAGGGUGUCCUCUGUUUAGCAAAGCCGAAGACGCGUUGCAUCACACAUCGCUCGUGGAUAUGGCGCUGAAGAAACUGACGUUGAAGAACUUGAUUGAACGUCCGCACGCCGUUGAUUUGGGGCUCGGAUUGCCUAUGUCGAAGGUGUAUGCCGACUACUGGAACGGUGACAUCACCAUGAACUCAGUCCAAGGCUAUGGCUGCGAUACUUGUUUGACGCUUCGCAAAUUGGGUUACCAUCUGAACAUCGUCCAACUCGAUAAGGCGUAA
This is a messenger RNA of Diutina rugosa, 1401 nucleotides long. RefSeq names its product alpha-ketoacid dehydrogenase kinase family protein. Bases 1 to 1401 code for a protein of 466 amino acids. Gene Ontology annotation, molecular function: pyruvate dehydrogenase (acetyl-transferring) kinase activity. NCBI's taxonomy places the organism in Eukaryota, Fungi, Ascomycota, Pichiomycetes, Serinales, Debaryomycetaceae. The transcript has a single exon. The record is from RefSeq and is a predicted model, not a curated record. Gene Ontology annotation, cellular component: mitochondrion. Gene Ontology annotation, biological process: regulation of glucose metabolic process; protein phosphorylation.